AUGGAGACCAGGCACAGWCCCGAGUGGAAGAUGCGGCUCUUGGAAAACAUCGAGGAGGCUGGCGGGAAAGCUGGGAAGGACUCUGGGAAGACCAAGACCAAAGCAGUGUCCCGUUCCCAACGGGCUGGCUUGCAGUUCCCCGUUGGCCGCAUCCACAGGCACCUGAAGUCUAGGACAACCAGCCAUGGGCGUGUAGGAGCUACAGCUGCUGUGUAUAGUGCUGCAAUCCUGGAGUACCUGACAGCUGAGGUCCUUGAGCUGGCAGGAAAUGCAUCCAAAGACUUGAAGGUGAAACGUAUCACUCCCCGUCACUUGCAGCUUGCCAUUAGAGGAGAUGAGGAGCUGGAUUCUCUGAUCAAGGCAACAAUUGCUGGUGGUGGUGUAAUACCACAUAUCCACAAGUCUCUCAUUGGCAAGAAAGGACAACAGAAGACUGUCUAAAGGAUACCAGGAUUCCUUGUUAUCUCAGGACUUGAAGUACUUAAUUUGUCCAGUGUUGGUGAUUCCAGUGGACUGUAUCUGUGAAACACAAUUUUGCCUUUUUUUAACUUUAAGAAGCUAAAGCUCCCUUGAGCUUUCUAACACACCAAAUUUCUGCAUUGAAGUCUUAACCAUAUUUAAGUGUUACCAUGGCUUCAAAGAAGCUAUUGUGUUUGUAGUGGGUUUUAAUUGAGCUGACUGUUUGUAGAUUGGUUUAAGUAAAGGAAAUGUUUGGUUUUGUACAGACUUUUCAUCUACUAGAGUGGAAAUACUCAAUAAAUGUUAUGUCAAGAUUGA
This is a messenger RNA of Malurus melanocephalus (red-backed fairy wren), 777 nucleotides long. RefSeq names its product histone H2A.Z. Gene Ontology annotation, molecular function: DNA binding; structural constituent of chromatin; protein heterodimerization activity. Gene Ontology annotation, cellular component: nucleosome. The transcript is spliced from 5 exons. The coding region runs from base 1 to 441 and encodes 146 amino acids. Lineage: Eukaryota; Metazoa; Chordata; Aves; Passeriformes; Maluridae. The record is from RefSeq and is a predicted model, not a curated record.